UUGGCUUCCUCGCCUCAGCACCUCAGGGAGGCGUUAGGGUUUCUCGGGCCGCCCUCACGAUGGGCAAAACUCCGAAGGACUUGGGCUCGGGAGCCCGACCCGACCCGGUGAGGAGCUUCAAUCGCUGGAAGAAAAAACACAGCCAUAGGCAGAACCAAAAGAAGCAGUUGAGGAAGCAGCUGAAGAAGCCCGAGUGGCAGGUGGAGCGCGAGGGCAUCAGCCGUCUGGUGCAGAGCUACGAGAAGAUAAAUGUGAAUGAAAUUACAAGAUUUUCAGAUUUCCCCUUGUCUAAAAAGACAUUGAAAGGUUUACAGGAAGCCCAGUACCGCUUGGUAACAGAGAUACAGAAGCAGACGAUUGGGUUGGCUUUGCAAGGCAAAGAUGUGCUUGGAGCUGCCAAAACUGGAUCUGGCAAGACUUUGGCUUUCCUUGUUCCAGUGUUGGAAGCCCUAUACCGUCUACAGUGGACAUCAACAGAUGGGCUGGGUGUUCUGAUAAUAUCACCUACCAGAGAGCUGGCCUAUCAGACUUUUGAGGUUCUCCGAAAAGUAGGGAAGAAUCAUGACUUUUCAGCUGCUCUCAUCAUUGGUGGGAAGGAUCUGAAACAUGAAGCUGAAAGGAUCAACAACAUAAAUAUACUUGUUUGCACACCAGGUCGGCUUCUUCAACACAUGGAUGAAACAAUAUGUUUUCAUGCUACCAAUCUUCAAAUGCUAGUUCUUGAUGAAGCAGAUAGAAUCUUGGAUAUGGGCUUUGCUGAUACUAUGAAUGCUAUUAUUGAAAAUCUUCCUAAGAAACGUCAGACUUUACUUUUCUCAGCCACACAAACCAAAUCUGUAAAGGACCUUGCACGCUUGAGUUUGAAAAACCCUGAGUAUGUGUGGGUUCAUGAAAAAGCAAAAUACAGUACUCCAGCUACUUUGGAGCAGAACUACAUAGUUUGUGAGCUACAUCAAAAGAUAAGUGUGCUCUACUCCUUUUUGAGAAGCCACCUGAAGAAGAAGAGUAUUGUCUUUUUCUCCAGUUGCAAAGAGGUGCAGUACCUGUACCGAGUGUUCUGCCGGCUCCGUCCCGGAAUUUCUAUCCUUGCUCUCCACGGCCGACAGCAGCAGAUGAGAAGAAUGGAAGUCUACAAUGAGUUUGUCCGCAAGAGAGCUGCGGUACUCUUUGCUACUGAUAUUGCAGCCCGAGGGCUGGAUUUCCCGGCUGUUAAUUGGGUUCUUCAGUUUGAUUGUCCAGAGGAUGCCAACACAUAUAUUCACAGAGCGGGUAGAACUGCCAGGUACAAAGAGGGUGGUGAGGCACUUUUAAUUCUGCUUCCUUCAGAAGAGCAAGAGAUGGUACAGCAGCUUCUCCAGAAGAAAGUACCUGUGAAGGAAAUCAAAAUCAAUCCAGAAAAGCUUAUAGACGUCCAGAAAAAAUUGGAAUCCUUUUUAGCUCAAGAUCAAGAUUUGAAAGAAAGAGCUCAAAGGUGUUUUGUCUCCUACAUACGUUCAGUAUAUCUUAUGAAGGAUAAAAAAGUAUUUGAUGUAAGCAAGUUACCUAUUCCUGAAUAUGCAUUAUCUCUUGGUCUUGCUGUGGCACCUCGGGUAAGAUUUCUUCAGAAAAUGCAGAACAAGCCCACCAAAGAAUCUGUAAGGAGCCAAGGCGAUGAUGUCAUUGAGUCCAGAGCUCCUUCCCUCACCAAUGAUGAAGUGGAAGAAUUUAGAGCCUAUUUCAGUGAGAAAAUGUCCAUACUUCAGAAGGGUGGGAAGAGUCUCAGAGGAUCAGACUGCAGAGUGGCUAGUGAUAGUAGCAAUGAAGAAGAGGAAGGGGAGGAGGAGGAGGAAGAGGAAGAGGAAGAAGAAGAGAAGGAGGAUGACAAAAUGAAAGAGAAAUUAGGAAAAGCAAGAGGAUCUCAGACUGAAUCUGUUCCCAGUACUGACAAGGUAAAGAAGGUCAAGGAAGUUCCUGUGCAGUUCCUUAGCGGUGGAGAUGAAGAGGAAGAAGAUGGACCUGAUGCUGAUUUCCUUACAGUGAAGCGGCGUGAUGUAUUUGGGUUGGAUCUUAAAGAGAAUAAAGCAUUACCGAAGAAAGAACCUUCUAAAGCCAGUGUCAAGAAAAAAUUAACCAAAGUUGCUGAAGCAAAAAAAGUAAUGAAGAGAAAUUUUAAAGUGAAUAAGAAGAUAACCUUUACUGAUGAUGGAGAGUUGGUUCAGCAGUGGCCACAAGUACAGAAAUCUACCACAAAGGAUUCAGAGGAGGAAGAUGAUGCUGGUGGUAUCAACUUAGAAAAAGCAAAGGAAAGACUUCAGGAAGAGGACAAGUUUGACAAAGAAGAAUACAGGAAGAGGAUUAAGGCAAAGCAUCGGGAGAAAAGACUGAAAGAAAAGGAAGCCAGAAGAGAAGCCAACAAGAAACAAGCAAAGGCUAAAGAUGAAGAAGAAGAAGCCUUUCUGGAUUGGAGUGAUGAUGAUGAUGUUGGAUUUGAUCCAAGCACCCUUCCAGAUCCAGAUAAGUACAGAAGUUCUGCAGAAUCAGAUAGUGAAUACAUGGAAAACAAUAUAAGUGAUACCAAGAAACAGCAAGGAAUGAGGAAAAGGAACAACAAUGAAGCAGAAGACAUGGGACCAACAAGUCAUCAUAGAAAGAAGGCCAAGUGGGAAGCCUCAGAGCCUUUGGAUACAGGCCUUUCCUUAGCAGAAGAUGAAGAACUGGUGUUGCAUCUGCUUAAAAAUCAAAGUUAAAUAUUUCCUGUGCUGUGUGCACCUCAAUACCUCUGGACAUCACUGUGUGGACAUGGAGUUGAAAACAGCUUUGGGACACAUUCCCAAAGGGCACAUUUUCCACCCAGAAGGAUUCCACAGAAGGAAACCUCUGAGACCCUUUCAUAGGUUCUGUUUUGCACCAUCAAGGAACAUACGCAGAAUAAGGGUGGGUUAUAAAACUUCCUAAGCCCAGUUUCAGCAUGUGCUCUGUUAGGAUUUAUCUAUGGGUUCCUACCCCAUGUCAUUGGAGCCACUUCAUUUCUUUGGUUUUGUUUGUGGAGUAGUAGGGACUCUACCCAAGACUUUGCGCAUGUUGGGCAAGUGUUCUACUGAGCUACAUCCUCAGCCUGUUUCCUUUGUUUUAGUGGCAAGUGCUAGAGCCCUUGUUUCAUUGUUGGAAAUUCUUGUUUUGCUUAUAGUACUAAGUUUUGAUGUUACUGUCAAAUGGCUAAUUUUGAUGUUUAUUUUAUACUCUAAAGAGACUUAGUAUGAUGUACCAGCCCCCAAAAAGAAUGAGUAUUUUUAAUAUAAAUAUUAAAUAAUAAAUGUACAUCCUAUAA
Molecule: messenger RNA, 3307 nt
Organism: Dipodomys spectabilis (banner-tailed kangaroo rat)
Lineage: Eukaryota; Metazoa; Chordata; Mammalia; Rodentia; Heteromyidae
Gene: Ddx10
Product: DEAD-box helicase 10
Exons: 18
Coding region: 60-2726 (888 amino acids)
Biological process (GO): rRNA processing
Cellular component (GO): nucleus
Molecular function (GO): ATP binding; nucleic acid binding; RNA helicase activity
Source: RefSeq, a predicted model, not a curated record